Paramecium sonneborni is the source of this 2711-nucleotide messenger RNA. NCBI's taxonomy places the organism in Eukaryota, Ciliophora, Oligohymenophorea, Peniculida, Parameciidae. The record is from the annotation of a GenBank genome assembly.
AUGUAAUUAAAUUGGAUUUUAAUAAGGUUUCAUUCAAUAAACACCCUCAACAUUGUUUUGGGAUUGUUACUUUAUUUAUAGAAUAUCAAUUAAUUAGGAUCAUUGAUAUUAUUGGUGAUUAAUGGGAUGGUAUUUUUGACUGGAAUAUUGAUAUUGAAAAAACAAUUAAUAAAAAAGAGUCAUUUACAACAAUUAAUAAUUGUAAUAUUUAGCAUUCAAAUUUCCUACAGUUGUUUUCUAAAUCGUGAAUUAAAUGUGUAAAGUUAUUUAUUACUAAAAUUUUAAGAAGCUUAAAUUAUCAAAAAAUAAUAAAGAACAAUUAGUAUUAUUUGUCAUAUUGUUUACAAUUCAGUUUUAUUUUCGUUAUUAAUAAUUCACAAUGAGAAUGUAAUUUUAUACUUUUUAAUACUCUAUUGUACUUUAAUAAUGAUUUCUAAAAAUAAGUUGAAUUUAUAACAGUAAAUGCAAGAGUUUGAAUUACCUUCACAUUUAACAAAGCAAACACAAAGAAAUUCAGAAAUAAUAAAUUUAGUUCAAGAUACUAUAAGUAAUUAAUGGAUGAUUAGAUUACAAAAUAUUCCAGUAGGAAUUAUGAUAAUAAAAAAAGAGAAUUUAUAAAUAACAUUUAAAAAUUAAUCGCUUUUGCAAAUGUUCGAUGGUGUAAAGGAUGUUUAAUCUUAUUUAAUGAAUGAAAUGUAAUUUAAAUUAUAGAUAAAGAGGAAGAGAAAACAAGUGAGAGAAUCUAGUAUUAGAGUACCAAAAUAACAAAAUUUUUUAUAGAGCAAUGGUAUUCCUUAAUUUUAUAGCUCUCGUAAUAUAAUGAGUUUAUAAAAGAUAUCAAAUACUUUAAAAAGUAUUCUUGCAGAAUUAUAGAAUGGAAAUUUGGAUUAGUAUUUUUCAAAAGAGAAUCAUAUAGAAUUAAUAGGAUAAGUUUAGAAGAAUAAAGAAUCAGAGUUAAUAGAAGAUGAUAAUAUUCGUAAAAUUUAAUGUAAGAUAUUUUGUGGUUCAAAUGAUUAAGAAUUCCUAAUAAUAAUGGAUGAUAUAUCAUUACAAAGUUAUUUGCAAAAAUUGGAGACAAGAGAAAAAUUCUAAGUUCGUAUAAUAGAUUCAUUUUCUCAUGAAUUGAGAACUCCUUUAAAUAGUGCAAAAUUAUUUUUAGAUGCUCUACUAAAUGAUCCAAGAAUAAAUGAUUCUUAGAAAACUAAUUGCAUAUAACCAGCAGCAAAUGCUUUAAAGUUAUAAGCAUACUUAAUAAGAGAUAUAAUUGAUUUUACAUAAUAUCAUUCACAUAUCAUAAAGUAUAAUAUUGAAGAAUUUAAUUUUGAAAAUAUCAUAUAAGAGAUAAAUGAUAUUUUUAAGCCAAUAUGUUAAAUAAAGAACUUGGGAUUACAUAUAAAUGUAAAAAAUUCAGUUCCUACUUUGAUUCAUUCUGACUUUGAUAGAAUAAUGUAAAUAUUGGUGAAUGUAAUAUAAAAUUCAAUAAAAUAUUCUGAGAAAGGAUUAAUAACAUUGGAAAUAUCUAGUAAUGAUAAGAUGUUAACAUUUUGUAUAAAAGAUUAAGGAGUGGGUAUUCCAUCAUAUAGAUUGAAUAGAAUUUAAUAGUUUUUAAAUUAAUAUACAUAGAGUAGAGAUUUUAGUAGUUAAGAUGAAUGGGAAGGUUUUGGAUUAUUGGUUAGUUAGAUGAAUUUAUUGAAAUUGGCACCAUAGAAUAAAAGUUAAUUAAGAAUAUCCUCAUUAGGUGUAUAAUAAGGAUGUUAAGUGAUUUUUACGAUAAGAACAAUAUAAUCAGUAAAUUCAUAGUUGAUAAGAGGAAAUACCUAAUAAAGAAUGAGUUUGAAAGGUGCAUUUACUGUUCCUGAUUUAUGUAUGGGAAUAUAAGGAAUAUUGAUAGUGAAUAAUGCUAAUUAAGAGAAUAGUCUAUAACAAAUUCCAAUUCGAUAGUAAUAAUCGGUGGCAAAGUACUUUAAGGGUCAACAAUCAAGUGAAGGAUAGAAUUAAAGUAUUUGGGAGGAGACAGAUCUGAUAGAUGAAUAGGAUUAAGAAAAUAAUAGAAAUCCUGAGAAUAAUUUAUAAAAAUUAAAUAGCAUAAGUAGGAAGACAACUUUAAUAGUAACAAAUAUUGAUAUGAAAGAUAAAUAACCUAAAAGAAGAAAGUAGUCAUCAUUUAGUAUAUCAGAUUUAGAUGUAUCUUCUAAUAUGAGAUCAAAUAAUUUAAUAUCUAGAUUGAUACAAAGAGAAGAAAAAGAAAUGGAAAUGAAGGAACAAUUUCUAAAUCUUCGAUUUCGAUGUAAGUGUGCACGUAUUUUGAGUGUAGAUGAUGAUAUAUUUAAUUAGAAAGCAUUAUAAGUAAUAAUUAGUUAGAUGGGUUUUCGAUUGCAAAUCGUAUAUAAUUUGAUUAAAUUUAGGCAUACAAUGGAUAGUAAGCAAUUGAAAUAAUCUAGAAGACAGAUAAAUGUUCUGAAAGCUGUGAAUUAUUUUAUUUUAUAUUAAUGGAUUGUUAAAUGCCAAUUAUGGAUGGCUGGACAACUACAAAGCUUUUAAUGAACAUGAUAAGAUAAAAAAUCAUACCUGAUAUUCCUAUUAUUGGAUUAACAGCUUUUAAUUCGACUGAAGAUAUUAAUAAAUGUAUAGAUGUUGGAAUGAGAGAAGUAUUUACUAAACCUUUGAAUAUCACUUUACUUAAGUAAACAUUACUAAAAAUAAUCAAAUGA